CUUACCCCCAUAUUCACUACACAACCCCUUCCCCUUUCUUUAAUUUUGAUUUCAACUUUGAGUCGCCAUGGCAGCCACCACAGCCACAGCCACAGCCGCGGCCGCUGCGUCCUCAUUUAUAGGCACCCGCCUCCCGGAGGUCCACCCCGGAGCGGGCCGCGUCCAGGCCAGGUUCGGGUUCGGGGUCAAGAAAGCCCCGAAGAAAGCGGCGAAAAAGAGCUUCUCUGCAGAUAGGCCGCUGUGGUAUCCAGGAGCCCAGGCGCCCGACUAUCUGGACGGGUCCCUCGUGGGGGACUAUGGUUUCGACCCAUUUGGGUUGGGCAAGCCCGCUGAGUACCUGCAGUUUGAGCUGGACUCCCUGGACCAGAACCUGGCCAAGAAUGAGUACGGCGACAUCAUCGGAACCAGGACUGAGGUCGGGGACGUGAAGUCCACCCCGUUCCAGCCCUACAGCGAGGUCUUUGGGCUCCAGAGGUUCAGGGAAUGCGAGCUCAUCCAUGGCAGAUGGGCUAUGCUCGCCACACUCGGCGCCAUCACUGUCGAGUGGCUCACUGGAGUCACCUGGCAAGAUGCGGGCAAGGUGGAGCUGAUCGAAGGAUCGUCAUACCUGGGGCAAAAGCUGCCCUUCUCCAUGACCACAUUGAUCUGGAUCGAGGUGCUGGUGAUUGGGUACAUUGAGUUCCAGAGGAAUGCAGAACUGGACCCAGAGAGGAGGCUGUAUCCUGGUGGCCCCUACUUCGACCCCCUGGGUUUGGCCGCCGACCCAGACAACAAGGCUAGACUUCAGCUAGCUGAGAUCAAGCAUGCCCGCCUCGCCAUGGUGGCUUUCUUGGGCUUUGCAGUGCAGGCUGCGGCCACCGGAAAAGGCCCGCUCAACAACUGGGUCACCCACUUGAGCGACCCGCUCCACACCACCAUUUUGGACACCUUCGGCUUUUUCUCUUAAGCCCCUCCCCCUCUCGAGAACAGUAUUAAUUCAUUAUAUAAGGCAUACGUCCUGUCCUUCAAUGUCAUCCAACUCAUCGGGAGUUCUCGUGGUCUUGUAAAAAAAUGUAACACUGUCAUUCCAUAUCGUUAAUUAAGCAGAAGCAUCAAUCAUCACAUUCCUUAAA
Andrographis paniculata is the source of this 1112-nucleotide messenger RNA. RefSeq names its product chlorophyll a-b binding protein CP29.1, chloroplastic. Lineage: Eukaryota; Viridiplantae; Streptophyta; Magnoliopsida; Lamiales; Acanthaceae. The transcript is spliced from 2 exons. Gene Ontology annotation, cellular component: plastoglobule; chloroplast thylakoid membrane; chloroplast envelope. Bases 68 to 946 code for a protein of 292 amino acids. Gene Ontology annotation, biological process: photosynthesis, light harvesting in photosystem I; response to light stimulus. The record is from RefSeq and is a predicted model, not a curated record.